GCGUGCGCGAGCGAGAGCGAGAGCGAGAGAGAGAGAGAUGGAGGGAGGAGGAAAGGUGGUGUGUGUGACCGGUGCUUCCGGUUUCAUAGCGUCGUGGGUGGUGAAGCUCUUGCUCAGCCGUGGCUACACCGUCAGAGCCACCGUUCGAGACCUCGGGGAUCCAACGAAAACAGAUCACGUUCUUACCCUCGAAGGCGCAAAAGAAAGAGUCCAAUUGUUCAAAGCAGACUUGCUGGAAGAAGGGUCUUUUGAUGCAGCCAUUGAUGGCUGCGAAGGUGUCUUCCACAUUGCUUCUCCUGUCACUAUGUCCUCAAAAGAUCAUCAGGCUGAACUGAUCGAUCCGGCGGUGAAUGGAACCAUUAACGUCCUUACAUCAUGUGCAAAAGCUUCCUCUGUCAAGAGAGUCAUUGUGACAUCAUCGACGGCCGCAGUUGUAGUCCGAGAACCCGGGAUAGGGCCCGAUGACACGAUCGAUGAGACCUGCUUCUCUGAUCCUACUGCUUGUGAGAAACAAAAGCUAUGGUAUUCGCUCUCGAAGACGUUAGCAGAGGAAGCGGCAUGGAGAUUUGCAAAGGAGAAUGGAAUCGACAUGGUCACGAUAAAUCCGGGACUCGUGAUCGGUCCUCUUCUUCAGCCGAGGCUCAACUUCUCGGCCGGGAUCGUUCUUGAGCUGAUAAACGGAAAGAACCCGUGGAACAGCAGAAGCUACAGGUUUGUGGAUGUGAGAGAUGUUGCAUAUGCUCAUGUUAAGGCCUUGGAGAUUCCUUCAGCCAGCGGUCGGUACAUCAUCACGGGCCAGAUUUCGACGAUAGACGAUAUCGAGAAGGUUUUCAGAGAAUUUUUCCCCGAGCUGCGGAUUGCUGAUAAGAACGAAGAGAAGGAGGUCUUUCCGGCAAGUUACAGAGUGAAACUGGACAAAGUGAAGAGCUUUGGUUUAGAGUUCACUCCCGUGGCAGUAAGCCUUAGGGACACUUUCUUAAGGCUCAAGGAGAAAGGCUUUCUAUAGCACUCUUUGUGUUUCCAUGAUCUGUCUUUAUAUACAGACAGUUUGUGUUGGGAAUCAUGAAGAAUUCCGGUGUUUACACAUAUUAUCGACAGAUUUUGGGUCUAA
Messenger RNA from Tarenaya hassleriana, 1111 nucleotides. RefSeq names its product cinnamoyl-CoA reductase 1-like. NCBI's taxonomy places the organism in Eukaryota, Viridiplantae, Streptophyta, Magnoliopsida, Brassicales, Cleomaceae. The transcript is spliced from 5 exons. The record is from RefSeq and is a predicted model, not a curated record. The coding region runs from base 38 to 1006 and encodes 322 amino acids. Gene Ontology annotation, molecular function: oxidoreductase activity, acting on the CH-OH group of donors, NAD or NADP as acceptor.